ACAAAGGAAAAAGGAAGGAGGCGGAGUAGCGCUGAUGUUCCAUUGCUCGGAGCGGCGCUAAUCGUGUUCACACUGACCGGCAGCAUGGCAGGAGAAAGCGAGGCCGAUCUGGAGCAGCGUGAACCCGAGCACACACACACCAUCCGACAGCCUUUCCUCAUCGGGGUGGCGGGGGGCACUGCCAGCGGAAAGUCAUCUGUGUGUGGUAAGAUUAUGGAGCUUCUUGGCCAGAAUAAAAUUGACCACCACCAGCGGCAGGUUGCCAUCCUGAGUCAGGACAGUUUCUACAAAGUUCUUACCCCAGAACAAAAAGCCAAGGCUCUUAAAGGACAGUUCAACUUUGAUCACCCAGAUGCAUUUGAUAAUGAGUUAAUAGUUAAGACUCUGUGGGACAUCGUGGAGGGAAGAACAGUUCAGAUCCCGGUCUAUGACUUUGUAACCCAUUCCAGAAAAAAGGAAACAGUGACAGUGUACCCAGCUGACGUGGUGCUGUUCGAAGGCAUUCUUAUGUUUUAUUCGCAGGAAAUCCGGGAUCUCUUCCAAAUGAAGCUGUUUGUAGACACAGACGCUGAUACACGACUAUCUCGCAGAGUCUUGCGUGACAUCAGUGAGAGAGGACGGGACCUGGAGCAGGUCUUGAGUCAAUAUAUCACAUUUGUGAAGCCUGCGUUUGAAGAGUUUUGCCUGCCAACAAAAAAGUAUGCUGAUGUGAUCAUCCCAAGGGGAGCUGAUAAUCUAGUUGCCAUUAACCUGAUUGUGCAGCACAUCCAGGACAUUCUGAAUGGUGGCUUGACCAAGCGACUGAACGGUUGUCUUAAUGGCCACACUACUCCUCGCAAGCGGCAGCCAUCAGAGUCAAGCAGCAGGCCACACUAAUAGACCCUACAAGAGAACUGAAGAAGAGUGGCAAUGGACAAAGGACUUGAAGAACAGUUCUGUGUAUAUACUGACAAUUUGCAAACUGUAUUUAAAACAAAGAAAAAAAAAUCAAGAAAUGCCUUCUUUGAUUUGCUAGUGUUACUGUUUUUUCUUUUUGUUUGUUUGUUUUGAAUGACUGCUGCACUUAUUAGUGAGGAAGCAAAUGUUCCUUGCUGAAAACAAUUGGUCGAAACAAUUUUCCUGUCCUAUUAAUUUAUUCAUUUGUGCAUUUUGUUCAUCUGGCCCCAGAUUAUGAGUAUUUAAAAAAAAAAAAAAAAUUGUAUGGGUCACUUCAGAAUUUGCCAAAGGCCAUAGCUGAUAAAGACCUGAGUUUUAUGACUUGAAUUAAACAAAAAACUUCAACAUAUUUACAAGAUUAAAGUACAACUUCUGUCUGUUUGUAUUAAUUUAAUUGCUUCCAAAGCAUUUCAGCAUUUCUGUGUUUUAUGUUAGUUAUUCCAAGAGCAAUGUGACUAGAUUCUAAGAAUAAUUGUUUUAAUACUUAAUUUUUGCUAACCUCCAUUUUUAUUAUAAGUAAAUCAGGGUUCGUAUUGUAUCUUGCACUGUAAAAUAAAUCUCAGUGCCAUGUAAGGAAGAGUAUGUUAAGAUGAUAGAGAUACUUCAAAGAGAAGUUUAGAUGAUCUCCAGGUCCUAUGCAGCAUGUCAAAAAACAGGUUCUCUUAACACAGCUUAAAGUAUAUGCAUAUUCAGUAAAGAAACCACAAACUCAUAUUAGUUGGUCUGCUCUAUUCAAUGUAGUACUUUUACACCUUCCAAACAACACUCAUACUGAUGAUAAAUUGCAAAAAAAAAAAAAAGAUUGUGAAUUUUUAUUUUGAAAUUUAUUUCUGUAAUAAAGUUUUUUUAAUUGUCAGCUAUAAAUAUAAGCACAGACUAUGAUAGCUUUUUACUCAGUAUGUAUGUUUAUUUAACCCAAAAAAAAUUGUCGGCAAAUCUAUUUAGUCAUUUUGCGGAAGGAAACACUGGUUCGGUUUUCUCUUUAACUCAGGAUCCAGUGUCUUUCAUUUCCUUUUUUUACAAGGGCUCAUUGAUAUGGACCUCUUCUGAGAGUAUUUUUCUGUCUAGACUAUAACAGACUUUGUUUUAUAUUUAUUAUUAUUUCUAAUUAUAUUACUUUCAGAAAUGAAUCAGUACUGUAGAUGUUCCUGCAUGGUCUUUUCUGUCCUGACAUACUUCCACUUUUUUCCCCCUGUUACACAUCUAUACCUACACUGCUGCUAUGUUACAGGGUAACUGGCAAAUGGCUGAAUAGUGUAAUGCAAUUUUAUUAUAAAAAUGAUGUGGUGAUAUAAGCAAGAGAAUUUAUGUUUCUGUAAUUUUAGGAGGCUGCAGUUCAAUAAAACAUGCGCUCUGCUCUCAGGGCCAAAUAGCAAGUCA
Messenger RNA from Silurus meridionalis, 2316 nucleotides. It is a transcript of the gene uck2a, whose product is annotated as uridine-cytidine kinase 2a. The record is from RefSeq and is a predicted model, not a curated record. Lineage: Eukaryota; Metazoa; Chordata; Actinopteri; Siluriformes; Siluridae. Bases 85 to 876 code for a protein of 263 amino acids. The transcript is spliced from 7 exons. Gene Ontology annotation, molecular function: kinase activity; ATP binding. Gene Ontology annotation, cellular component: cytosol; cytoplasm.